AUGACUUUCCACUCGCACGUGGCUAUACUCGCGUUCCCUUUCGGGACACACGCGGCCCCACUCUUCGCCCUUGUGCGGAGGCUGGCGGCUUCCGCACGCGGUACCCUCUUCUCUUUUUUCAACAGCCCGGUCUCGAAUGCUGGGCUCUUCAACGGGCCAGGCGAGCAAGAAAAUAUACACGUGCACGACGUGUGGGAUGGGACACCGAAAAACGGGGUUUUCACGGGCAGUCAUUUCGAGGCGGUAGGUUUGUUCCUCAAGGCGUCGCCUGGGAAUUUCGAGAAGGAGAUAGAGAAGGCGGAGAGUGAGAGCGGUUUGAAAAUCGGGUGCUUGAUAACGGACGCGUUUUUGUGGUUCGGCGGCGAUAUGGCGGAGGGAAGAGGUGUCCCAUGGUUGGCCUUCUGGACGGCUGCCUCGUGCUCGUUGUCCGCGCACGUCUACACGGACGAGAUUGUGAAGGUAGUGGGAUCGGCAGGUACGAAUAUGAACGUAAUCGAGUCUUUCGAGCAUCUUAAUUACGACUUAACUAGGGUUUCUUCAUGGUAG
Striga hermonthica is the source of this 546-nucleotide messenger RNA. The record is from the annotation of a GenBank genome assembly. NCBI's taxonomy places the organism in Eukaryota, Viridiplantae, Streptophyta, Magnoliopsida, Lamiales, Orobanchaceae.